Molecule: messenger RNA, 1736 nt
Organism: Onthophagus taurus
Lineage: Eukaryota; Metazoa; Arthropoda; Insecta; Coleoptera; Scarabaeidae
Product: cyclin-L1
Biological process (GO): regulation of transcription by RNA polymerase II
Molecular function (GO): cyclin-dependent protein serine/threonine kinase regulator activity
Source: RefSeq, a predicted model, not a curated record
AAUAUCCACCAUUUUGUUUCUUCCCAAAUAAAAGAAACGUUGUAAAAACGUUGUUGAAGCGUUGUAAAAACGUUUUGGGUUAAUGUGCAUUUUGAAAUACGAUGACUUCGACGAAAGGGGCCCCCGAACAACAACAAUCGAGUGUUGUAAAACCUCCCGCAAAAUGUUACGGUAAAAUUGUGCUCACUCUCAAAAAUCAGCUUUUACCUGAAGAGAAAUUGCGGAGCACUCCGUCUCAAAACGACGGUUUAGAUAAUGAUACGGAAACGGACUUACGUAUAUACGGGUGCGAAUUAAUACAAACAGCUGGGAUUUUAUUGAAAUUACCUCAAGUAGCAAUGGCAACUGGGCAAGUUUUAUUACAACGUUUCUACUAUUCCAAGAGUCUUGUUCGACAUCCGGUUGAUCAAACCGCGAUGGCAUGUGUUUGUUUAGCUUCGAAAAUAGAAGAGGCUCCACGACGCGUUCGAGACGUUAUUAACGUUUUUAGUCAUAUUAGACAAGUUAAUUCAAAUAAACCAAUUCAACCGGUAAUCUUGGACCAAAACUAUAUCCAAUUAAAAAACCAGGUAAUCAAAGCCGAAAGAAGAGUUUUAAAAGAGUUAGGGUUUUGCGUCCACAUCAAGCACCCUCACAAGAUUAUCGUGAUGUAUCUGCAAGUUCUCGGAUACGAAAAGCACCAAAAUUUAAUGCAGUUUUCUUGGAAUUACAUGAACGAUUCGUUACGAACGGACGCGUUUGUUCGAUACCAACCCGAAUCGAUCGCUUGUGCUUGCAUUUAUUUGACAGCGAGGAAACUGAGAAUACCAUUGCCAAAAAGCCCCAAUUGGUAUUCGCUCUUUGGAGUCUCCGAGAACGAAAUUAGGGAUAUUUGUGUGCGAAUUUUAAAACUUUAUAAUCGCCCGAAGCCAAACAUCGACGAUUUAGAAAAAAAAGUUGACGAGCUCUGCAAAAAAUACCAAGAUGCAAAAAUUAAGGCUCGAGGAAACUCCGGAAAUAACACCCCAAAUAAUAAUAGCCCCCCGAGUCCGGGGGCGCAAAAAAGUACUGGAGCCCACAACGCCUGGGGUGGUUUUAUCAGUCGUUCUGGUAGCCACAUAGCCCCACCAGUCAAUGAGAAACGAGGUAAUUCCCCGAAAUCGCGAUCUCCGAGUCAUUCUCCGAUAAUCAAUAAGCACCAUAAUAAGCGUCCUAAGAAGCACCCGAGAUCGAGGAGUCGAAGUCCCGUUACGAGAAAUAAUAAAAAGCCUAGGAAACAUAGGGAGUACUCAAGAUCGAGGAGUGAAUCUCCGGUGAAAAUUAAUAAAAAACCAUCACGUGAUAAAAAGAGAUCACCAAGCAAUGAUAGAGAAAAUAAAAAUGAUCGGUACAUUGAUCGAUACGAUAAGUAUGAAAAGAAUAAUGAUCGGUACAAAGAGGAGAGAUAUUCAGAGAAAGAUCGGUAUGAAGAAAAAGAUCGUUCGAAAGAUAAGUAUGAGAAGAAAUACGAAAAGGAUGAGAAAUAUAAUAAAGAUGAGAGAUACGCUAGGGAUGAAAGAGAUAUUAGAUACAAGAAGAAAUAUAGAGAUGAGGAAAGGAAUCGGGAUCGAUCAAAAGAUAGACGGAGAUAAAAUGAAUGUUUAAAAAUUAGAAGAAAUAAGGCAAAUUUCUAAUUUCUAGGUGAUCUUUGUGUGUACGUGAGCGUGUAAAUAGAUUCUUUUUUAAGAUUAAGAAGAAAAUAAAGUUCUUAAUAAAGG